Caenorhabditis briggsae is the source of this 129-nucleotide messenger RNA. The record is from RefSeq and is a predicted model, not a curated record. NCBI's taxonomy places the organism in Eukaryota, Metazoa, Nematoda, Chromadorea, Rhabditida, Rhabditidae. The coding region runs from base 1 to 129 and encodes 42 amino acids. The transcript is spliced from 2 exons.
AUGUUCAGAGUUUUCCAGAUAACUCGGAGAGUUUUCAAGGUUUCGUUACAAAAAUCGUCCACUGUAUUCAAUUUUUUGUCCCGAAUCCGAUUUUCAAAAAAUCAGGCUGAUACCUCUAACAGUUCUUGA